AUGUUGAAUUCUGUUUCUGUGUUGUCGGAUGCUAAAAGUAGAUUAAGCUUAUGCAGUUUCUUCAUCAUGGCCUCUUUCAUUCUUGGUGUCUGCUUCAUUGGAAGUGCAUGGUUAGCAAGAAAUUCUUUCGUGGUAUCCUCGAUGGUGGACAUAGAACUGAACGAUGAAAAAGAGAUUUCGCAGUUGAACAAAUGCAAAGAGAACUGCAAGCCUGUCGGUAGUGAAUCUUUGCCGAAAGGAAUAGUUUCCCCAACAUCUAACUUGGAAAUGCGGCCGUUGUGGGGUCCUAUUUCGGAAAAUUACGAACAAAAGGGUUCAACCAAUCUCUUGGCCAUUGUAAUUGGGAUAAAGCAAAAAGAAUCGGUGAACAAAAUUGUUAGUAAGUUCUUAGCAAAUGGUUUUGUCGUGAUGGCUUUCCAUUAUGAUGGUGUCGUUGAUGAAUGGAAAGAUUUUGGAUGGCACAAUAAAGUCAUUCAUGUAUCGGCCCCAAGCCAAACAAAAAUGUGGUUUGCCAAACGGUUUCUACAUCCAGAUAUUGUUUCUGAAUACGACUACAUUUUUCUGUGGGACGAGGAUCUUGGUGUCGAAAAUUUUGAUCCAAGAAGGUACCUAUCUAUUGUUAGGCAAGAAGGGCUGGAAAUAUCACAGCCCGCCCUUGAUCCUAGAAAAUCAAAGGUGCAUCAUCGUAUAACUGCACGUGUGAGAGGAUCAAAGUUUCACAGGAGAUACUAUGAUUCUAGAGGUGGUGGAAAAUGUGUUAACAACAAUACAGGUCCUCCUUGUGCAGGUUGGGUCGAGAUGAUGGCUCCAGUGUACUCGAAAGCUGCCUGGCGUUGUGCUUGGUAUAUGAUCCAGAAUGACUUGAUCCAUGGUUGGGGCCUGGAUAUGCAGCUUGGUUAUUGUGCACAGGGUGAUCGGACAAGUAAAGUUGGUGUGGUCGAUGCAGAGUAUAUAGUUCAUAUGGCUCUUCCCACACUUGUUGGACCUUCAGAUGCGAAACCUUCAAAAUCAAAUAAUCCGUCUUCACAAACAUCGGAAGCUUCAGGUCUGAACAAAUUGGACACCAGAUUUGAGAUACGAAAACGAUCCUACAAUGAGAUGAACGUUUUCAAGAAUAGAUGGAAUACGGCCGUUGCAGAGGAUGAAUGUUGGGUCGAUCCAUUUCAACAACCGGCUGAUCAGAUAAUGCAUUAG
Fraxinus pennsylvanica is the source of this 1194-nucleotide messenger RNA. The record is from the annotation of a GenBank genome assembly. NCBI's taxonomy places the organism in Eukaryota, Viridiplantae, Streptophyta, Magnoliopsida, Lamiales, Oleaceae.